ACUCUCAAACAUACCUAUAUAAAUCCACCCCCCCCAGGAGGCAACAAGGAUGUCUCCUGGCUUGCUUAGAGGGGUGACUCUUGCUUAACAACUUUCUCAUAUUAGAGUCUCCAUGGGUUGUCAAGAAGAACUCCUGAUUGAAAAAGUCUGUGAGAUCUAUGGAAACAUUUCAGUGUUAGCAAACCUUAGUCCCUCCAAGCAUGUCAACUCCCUCUUCACCCAGCUUGUACACAUAUGCAUGCCCCAGUGUCAAAUAGACAUUACCAAGUUGAGUGAAAGAAUUCAAGAAAUUAGGUCUAAGCUAAUUAAGCUUUGUGGGCAAGCCGAGGGACUCUUAGAGAGCCAUUUCUCUACUAUCAUAGGAUCCCAUGAGAACCCACUUCACCAUAUCAGACUCUUCCCUUACUAUUCCAAUUACCUCAAACUUAGCCAAUUAGAAUUUUCCAUGCUUGGCAAACAUUGCACUAAAGUUCCUAAUAGCGUUGCCUUUGUGGGUUCUGGUCCUCUCCCUCUUACCACAAUCAUCUUAGCCACUAAUCAUUUUAGUACUACCUGCUUCCAUAACUAUGACAUUGACCCAUCAGCAAAUUCCCAAGCCCUCCAGUUGGUUUCAUCAGAUCCCAACUUAUCCGAACGGAUGUUCUUCCACACUGCUAAUAUAAUGAGUGUGUCGAGCAGCUUAACAGAAUAUGAAGUUGUGAUCCUGGCAGCUCUAGUGGGCAUGGACAAGAAAGAGAAGGUUCAGGUCAUAAAGCAUCUGGCUGAGCACAUGGCUCCAGGAGCUAUUUUAUUGCUCAGAAGUGCACAUGGUGCUCGAGCUUUCCUAUACCCUGUCAUUGAUCCACAAGAUCUUGAAGGCUUUGAAGUUCUUUCAGUCUUUCAUCCUACCGAUGAGGUCAUAAAUUCAGUUAUUAUAGCUCGCAAGUUCUUAAGGGCAGUCCAUUCACUGAAUACAGGGAUUGGUUCUGCAUUACUUCCCAGCAAAUGUUCUGAUAUUCAAGGCUUCAAGCCCAUAACACACACCAACCUGAUUGAAGAAUUGACUGUCGAUGAGCAACAGUCCGAAUUUUUCCUUUUUGCUGCCUAGAGUCCCCCGUUUAUUACUUCCUGAUACAAGUUCCCUCUUCUAUGUGAUGAUUAAGACGACAGUGCUGUUUAUCAAUCUACUAUCUUGAUAUUUUACUUUUGUAAGGUUCAAUAAAUGUUUGCAAAAUAAAGGCUUUGAUCUUCUUCUAA
Molecule: messenger RNA, 1236 nt
Organism: Ricinus communis (castor bean)
Lineage: Eukaryota; Viridiplantae; Streptophyta; Magnoliopsida; Malpighiales; Euphorbiaceae
Product: nicotianamine synthase
Exons: 1
Coding region: 113-1087 (324 amino acids)
Biological process (GO): nicotianamine biosynthetic process
Molecular function (GO): nicotianamine synthase activity
Source: RefSeq, a predicted model, not a curated record